AUGUUCUACUCUCAUCAAUUGCUCUCGAGGAAGGCCCCUCUCGGCCAAAUAUGGAUGGCGGCAACCAUGCAGGCGAAGCUCAACCGGAGAAUACUUAGCAAGAUCAACAUCGUCGACAUCUGCGAGCAAAUCCUGAAUCCUGCCAUCCCUCUCGCGCUCCGCCUCUCUGGAAUCCUCAUGGGCGGAGUGGUGAUCGUAUACAACCGGAAGGUGAAGCUUCUCUACGAGGACGUGAACCGAUUCAUGGUCGAGAUCAAUGCGGCAUGGAGGAUUGCCACUGAGAAUAUCGAUCCUACUCUCCUUCCUAAAGGAAAAAGCCAAGCGAAGUACGAAGCAGUAACCAUGAAGAACGACGGAAAGGAAUUGGAAGAGAAUUUUCGUUUCUCCAUGAGAUUGGACGAUUUGGAGCUGCCGGAGACCGGAGGGUGGGACGGGACUCAACCCUACCAAGCUGACCCUACCAACAUCACCUUGCCCGACGAUUUCCCCUCGUACAUAGAGGAUGACGAGCAGUGCCAUACUUUCGACAGGAUCGAUGUGUUCGGCGAAGGAAGCUUUCCCAUCUUUAAUUCCGUUGAUCAAGAUUUCACUCCACCAGAUCUACCGACGACUCUCCGCCCUACUCCUGAAGAGCCAAAAGUUGGCAGCUCUCAGCGGCUGCGAGAGGAAGAAGCACCAAGGAAUCAAGAACAAGAAUAUCAAGAAAAGAACGAGGAGAGACGUGAAAAGGAAAAUCAGAAUGUACAUAUGAACAACACGGAGAUCCCUAGAAGGCCAAAGAAAAGAGCAAGGGGAGCAGCUACUAUAUUCGAUUAUGACAUCACCAUCAUUCCAGGCCAACAGUUCCAGUCUUGGCUUCAGGAUGCAUCCGAUAUACUGUGCACAAGAAGAAGUGACAACUCCAAGAAGAAGAGGAAGACGUCCUCUAUUUAUCGACCAUUCAUCAAAAUCAGCAAGCUCAUGGAAUUACCUAUGACGGGUGUUGUGUACAAGCCGGAUUGUGCGUCUUCAGAGAUUUGGUAUCCGCCUCCGCUUUUAGCGCUCUGGAGAAAAUGUUUGCAGCUACCAACUAGAGAAGUUUCCGAAAAAAGUUCGCUGCCACCACAGCCGUCGUCACCGCCUCCUCGACGCGGUCCACUAUCAUCAUCUCAAUCCUUACACAGAAGAAUCUCACAACAAGAACCAGGAUCUGAUGUUUCCGAGAGGGAGAGACUUCGCGCGGAGGCUCCUCUUCCAUUUGAUGGCAUGUCACUGUGGGAUUCUGGAACCAUGGACAAUGGCUCGGAUAAACACUCCAUUUCCGGAUCACGUCAAACGGAGAAAGAAACAAGAUCAUGGGGGUCGAACUCAUCAUCCAUUGGAAAAGACACCAUGAAAAGAAAAGCACAGUCAUCCGCAAGUGGGCAUAUGAACAGUUUGGAGAAGGUGAUGGAAGACUAUGAUGAAGAAGCCCGAUUUCAGACUGAUUACCGUCUCAAGAGGGUAUCCGAGCAUGGCACCAUGGACUUGGACGUGGAUCACUUGCUGGAGGAGACAGCGCCGACCCAAACGCCAAAGAAAGCACCAGGAAUGCCUGCCCUCUCCGUAUCCAGAGUCACUCACACAAUUGUAUCGCGGUUGAAGGAGCACUUUGACACCCCAGGUGCCAACCCGAUCGAGUCCCUCAACAAUUUGACAUACGGAAUGGAUCGAAAAAAUGCAGCCAAACUGUUCUACCAAACCUGUGUCAUGGCUUCAAAUGGCUUUAUAGUUGCAGAUCAGGGGCAGCCAUACGGAGACAUCCUCAUCUCAAGAGGACCAAACAUGUAA
This is a messenger RNA of Nymphaea colorata (pocket water lily), 1809 nucleotides long. RefSeq names its product sister chromatid cohesion 1 protein 1. Bases 1 to 1809 code for a protein of 602 amino acids. Gene Ontology annotation, biological process: replication-born double-strand break repair via sister chromatid exchange; mitotic sister chromatid cohesion; synaptonemal complex assembly. NCBI's taxonomy places the organism in Eukaryota, Viridiplantae, Streptophyta, Magnoliopsida, Nymphaeales, Nymphaeaceae. Gene Ontology annotation, cellular component: cohesin complex; synaptonemal complex. Gene Ontology annotation, molecular function: chromatin binding; protein binding. The transcript is spliced from 20 exons. The record is from RefSeq and is a predicted model, not a curated record.